This is a messenger RNA of Linum trigynum, 258 nucleotides long. Lineage: Eukaryota; Viridiplantae; Streptophyta; Magnoliopsida; Malpighiales; Linaceae. The record is from the annotation of a GenBank genome assembly.
AUGUCAAAGAUGCAUAAGAACCACUUCACCAAGCAUCUCCUUCUGGUGGCCUUCUUCUUGCUUUGCUUCAUCUCUCCCUGUGCUCGAGGAAGGAGGUUGAAAGAAGUGGUUAGUGAAGAGAAGCAUGAAGUAGUAGCGGUAGAGACGAAGGAGCAUAAUUUGGAGGUUCCAUCGAAAGAAACCCAUUUGCCGGACCCCGACGAACUCGCCGGAAUGGACUAUACUCCGGCGAGGAAGAAGCCUCCAAUUCACAACUGA